UUCACUGCAAGCCGUUGAGCACUGGAACACGAACUCGAGCACCGUCGGGGCAGAGCGAGAGCGCGCCAGAUUGAGUCGGCUGUGGUGGUAGCGCCACCGUGCACGUGCUUUUCUCUUGCGCGUAGGACUGAGACUCGGACCUCGACGGUCGUCGGUCGGUAUCAGUGUCACCUCUCACUUCAUGGCCUCCCUGAGCCAGCUGCUCAGGCCGCUCCCUGCAGCGCGCAGAGCCUACUCCGUCUUCUCCAAACCGGGAGGAGGACGCUACUUCAACUCGGCCAAGCCUCCAAAGGUCUCGCCCGGGACGAGCAAGGGCAAGGCCGACGUAUCAAGCCCGUCGAGCGAGGCGGUAUCCGCGAAGGAUCAUUCCUCAUCUCAGCAGCAUGGCUCGCCGCUAGCCACGGAGGGCUUGACGUCGCCCAUCCGUUCAGCUUUGAUGACACCCAUCCAUCCUGUAUUCAACCCGCAAGACCUCAAGCUCCAUCAAUUCUUCUCCUUGCAUCGACCUCUCCUCCUUGCCUCUCAACCAGCAUCCACCAUCUUCGAGUCGUCACCACUACCGCUUGAGGCCUCGCUUAAGUCAAGCUCGACGUCUGUGGAUGGCUUCGCUGAACCGCCUGAAGUCUCCGCUGAGGAUGACGCGGACACCGCGCGGCAGCUUGCGAGAGCCAUGGUGGUGAACAGGAUUGGGGCGUCGAUGACAUGGGAGCAGGCAUUGCAGCGCCUUGGGUUGGAUGUGACCAAAGGGCGAGCGGAGGAGGUCAAGCUGGCUGAGGCCGAGUUUGGGGUGUACCUGGAUAGUACGAAGCGGAAGCGGAGGAAGAAGAUGAGGACACACAAACUUAAGAAGCGCAGACGGGUAUGAUCAACCUUAUAUUCUUUCGGGCCAUACCCGUAUUAACGAGCCAUUUGUUCUAGUUGACGCGUAUGAAGAACCGGCAUCUCAAGUGAUCGCGAUAGUGGUUCGGACAAUCCUAUUGCAGUGCCAUUAUCAUAAUGGAGUCGCCUCCUCUUCAAUGAUCAGUU
Rhodofomes roseus is the source of this 1026-nucleotide messenger RNA. RefSeq lists its product as uncharacterized. The record is from RefSeq and is a predicted model, not a curated record. The transcript is spliced from 2 exons. Bases 182 to 865 code for a protein of 227 amino acids. Lineage: Eukaryota; Fungi; Basidiomycota; Agaricomycetes; Polyporales; Fomitopsidaceae.